Molecule: messenger RNA, 4939 nt
Organism: Chelonoidis abingdonii (Abingdon island giant tortoise)
Lineage: Eukaryota; Metazoa; Chordata; Testudines; Testudinidae
Source: RefSeq, a predicted model, not a curated record
GGUUGCCGGAAAAAAAGUUUGAGACCCACUGCCUUUGAGGAUUUGGGCCUGUAUCCUUACAUCAUCCUGGCUCCUGAAAUAGUAAGAAAACCAGACACACUAUGGACAAGGAAUGUUCUCAGCUCCUGCCGUCUGUUUGUGCAGUUCUAGCGGACUCAAGGCAACUUGUUGCAGAUGACACCUUUCUAGAGAAAUUUCUGGACUGGUUUAAGACUCUGACUGAAACAGAAUCUAGCCUCCUGCUGUUACAGGAGAAUCCAUGCUUGACAGAGCUCAUCACGUGUGUGCUGAAACUGAAGGAUCCAAGUUCUAGCACUCUUUCCUUUAUUCUGAGAUUAACAGGGAUAUUUGCAGCCUCUGAAAGCUGCUUCCAGUAUUUACAGCAGAGGGAGCUGUUGAUCAGUCUCUUUGGAGAGGUGGGGCCUCUCAGCAGUUCUCUGUGGGAAGAGGCAUCUGUGCGAAGCGGCUGGGUCCAGGGGGUACACAGCAUGGUGCAGCACCAGAACGCCCUCCAUUUUUUGUGCAACUGUGGAGCCAUAGAUGUGAUCUUCACUAUGCAGGGAGACCCCAGCCUGUUUGUGGCUUCAGCUGCCAAUCAGCUUUUAGUGCACAUGCUCACCUUCUCUCUACAGUCAUUCCAGACUAAACCUGUAAAUAUAAAGGACUGUGAUUGGCCAAUAUGUGCUCAAAAGCUUAUAGUGCACAUUGAAGAGUCCCUUAAUUCCAACUCUGCCUCUCGUAUCAAGCAAUCCUUGAAGCUGCUAACCAGUGUGUUUGGAUGCUGUCAUGAUCUGUGGACUGAAGUACUUUGGUCACGGCUAUCAGAGCCAAUUGUAUAUCUUUUGGACGAGGAGCCAGUCCACACCGGGCACUUACUGGUGGACCUUUUCCUGAGCAUGGCAAGGUCUCCUGUGUUUAGCUGCCCUGAAUGUAGCCUGUGGACAUCAGUAACAUGUGCUCUGGAGCGCUUAAACCCAGCUCAAGCUGGUUGUUUAGCAGUGGGAGUACUGAAGCUUCAGGAAUGCCCACAGGCAGUAAGGAUCCAAGCUCUGAAUGUUCUGCUUCAACCAAUGGACUGUGUUCUGAAAGCAGCCUCCCAACCCUUGGAAUACCCAGGUUUGCUGAAUAGGUCUGUGAAUGAGUCUGCCACUGUUGAAACUCUUCUAUCCUGCAGAUCCUCUUGUGCUAGCCUCCUAUGUCAAACGUUGGCUCAUCUGGAGGAGCUGCAGUACCUGACCUGCUUGCCAGUGGAUUUGCCCCAUAUACCUUUGCUACAGUCUGUAGUGACAAUAUUGCAAUUCUGUAUUGGCCUUGCGACUCCAGCAUCCUGUCUGGGAAAAAAGAUCAGUAGAAUCCUGAUUGGUUGCUUCAGAGUUCAGCGGUCAGCACUUGACAUCCUGGGCGCGCUGUCUCACUGGGAAAGUCACAGUGUAUUCAUGGGAAGUGUUUUUGAUAUCCUCCUUGCAUACCUGAAGAGUCCAGAUACCAGUCCUACCGUUCUGAAGAAGUCUUUUCAAGCAACACUCAAAUGGCUGGUGAGCUUGUCAGAGGCACCCAGCUCCAAGGAUCACUGGCAACAGACUGACCAGUUUCUCCGAGAUCUGUUUCUGGUGCUGCAGAAGCGUUUGUGCAGCCCUUACUGGGAAGUACGGGACUCUGCCCUGGAAUUUCUCACCCUCCUGAUUAAGCAUCUGAGAGAGAAGGAGGGGUUCAGGCAAGUUCUCUUCUCUUCGGAGGUGCCCAAGCUCACAGAGGAUCUUCUUCAGGACCCAGAGAGUUAUGUGCGAGCAAGUGCUGUGACAGCCAUGGGACAGUUGUCCUUCCUCACCCAUCUCAUCUCAAAGAAGCCUGGCCUAGAAAAUGGAAAUGUUAAAGAGAAAAGCAUUGUAGCACAGCUUAAAGAAAUCUUAUCAACAGACUCAGAGGGCUUCCCUAGAAGAGCUGUGAUCGGUGUCUUCAGUGACUGGCUGAGAGAAGGCCACCCAGAUGUACUGAAAGACACUGAGCCGUUUGUCUCCAGCGUGCUCCAAGCUGUGAACAGCGACUUUGACUGGGAAGUUAAAGCUGGUGGUUUGGAACUGGCUGAAGUUUUCUCUGCCCAGACACUUGGACGGCUUGGCCUUGCUGCAUGCCCAUAUGCUGCUGUCUUAUCCUCUGCCACCCGCUCCACUCAGAUGAGUGAGUCUCUGCAGAUAUUCUGCCGGGUGAGACUGUUUGAGUUCCUCUUUGGUGCUUUGUGUGACUGUGACAGGCCAGUGGCUCAGAAAGCGUGCGAUAUCCUCAUUGCCUUGAAAGCUGAGCUCUGUGAUGAGAGCAGCCUGAAGGAAGGAACAAGUGCAGACUUGUCUACAGAAGCACGUGGUAUUGCUUGGUUAGAAGAGACUCUGAGGAAAUGGAGUUCCUGUGCCAAGCCUUGUCCCAGAGGUGAUGCUGAUGAGGCUGGAUCCCAAGACCCAAACGGUGUGCUGCUGGUUUUGAGAACAGUGGACUUAGAAGGGCUGCACAGGUCUCUGAACAGAAGUAGUGACCACAUUGAGAAGAGCCCUCAAUCCCUCUUGCAGGACAUCCUGGCCACUGUGGGGACCUUGGAGGAGAAUGAAGCUGAUUGCUAUUAAAGUCAGUGGCACUUUCUUGCUCAGAGAGGAAGCCAUUCCAAACCAGUAUCUGGCUGCAGGAGAAGUUACUUGCUACCCAAGAGUAGAAACCAGGCCUUGCAAAAGGGGAAACUGUGAAAGAAAGGCCCAGGAGGAGGACUCUGUCUUGGACUGGUCUGAACAGUGAGGACGACAACUUGGUUGGCUAUCAAACGGGUUAGAUAGUCAUUAGUGGCAUGUUGUCCUUACUAGCUGUGGCCCAGAAUGCAAGGAAUUUAAAUGAGAGAGUAUUUAAGAGGUGCAGCCAGGGAACUAUAAUACAAUGUAUUUUAACAAGUGAUUGUUAAAUACAGGGUCAGUAUGAAUUCAGACUCUGUAGUCACUGCCCAAAGCUUUUUUUUUUUUUUUUUUAAAAGGUCCAAAAAAGCAUCUGUUUCAUUUUAAUAUACCCUCACGUAAAGCCACAGAGAAAAGUACACCCCCCCCCUCCCCCCAGUUUUAAAAUUGAUUUAAAGUGCUGGUGUAAACAAAGUAAAAAAAAAAAAAAAAAAAAAAAAAAAUCUAUAAACCCUUUUUUAGAGCCUGGUUGGUUGAACUUGCUGAAAGCUGGUUCAAGUAGACUGGUUUUAAAAGGGAUCUAUCCAUUUUUGCUUUGUCUACACUACCACUGUAAAAUCAGAGUCCCUGCUAUAGCGAAGGGCAUAGAGGCAGAGGAGAACAUUUAGGGAAGAGUCAACAUCAGUGUUUUGAAUGUUUCCUGUAACUGUGGCAGGAGAUCAAUUAAAAAUUACUUUGGCAAAAAUGUUUCUGACUUCUUCCCUCACAGGUUGCUAGGGAGAAGAUGAGAUGCGAGGUGCACUACACUUGCAUUUCAGUGAGGCAGGGGCAAUUGCAGUUCCUAAGCCUUCAGAGUGCUCUAGUCUCCAUUUCAGAAAAGCUGGAAUGACUCCCAGUGGGAGAAGGCGGCUUUGACAGCUGGAGCUUUUUGAUAAAAUGUCAAUGUCAGACUUCGGUUUGCCUCAUCCAAGUCAACAAACCUCCUUAAUUAGAAAUCUAGCAGCCAUACCCAAAGUGGCAAGGCUGCUUUCUGAGCAUAAUUUGACAGCUUUUAGAAAACACCUUGGGGGAGAUUUGUAGUUUACAACUUCAGCAGCCCAAGAAGUGACUCUGUAUUAAAACCUCUCCUAUAGUGAAACAGCACAGCCAUGGCAACAGUGUCAAACUGUACCUAAGCCCUGUGAGCACCGAUGUGAAACCAUACCAUUCCUGGUUGGCAAGGUAAGAACACGCCAUUCAGUUUAGGCUAAUGGAGAAUACUAAGCUCUCAUCCAGCUGCAGUGUCUCAGGAGGAGAGGGUCUCCAUUCAAAUACCAUCUCAUUCAUUCCCUUCUGCCAACAGCUGUGCUAGCCAGUGAAGCAGCAUCCUAAAGUCUGUCUUUUUGAACAGCUCACUGGCAGCAAUGCAGGGAGGCUAGACAUAGGUUUGACUACUUAACUGCUGAGGUUGGAAGUUUACAACAUACCCUUUAAUGAAUUCAGACAAUAAGCUUAUCUGCCACGCUGCACACAGCUUUCUACCUAAGAGCUCCAGCUCUGUUAUGGCAACUGGAAGGAGCAGCCUUUGAUGACAAUAUACAAGCCUUGGGCUGUAUCUGACUGAAGAAAGGAAAAAAGGUAUAAUAAUAAGACCAAGAUGGCCAUAUCCUUACCCUACACGGCACUUGCAGAAACUGGGAGGGUUAGUCAAGAGGAGUCUGGAUAGUUUAAGGAACCGUAGAUUGUUUUACUCAACUGCUGCAGCCGUGUCUGCUGGAUGGAUUGUUAUCCAAAGCUAGCACACCACAUGUUGCAGGGCAUUCUCUGACCUGUUUAAAGGGCAAGAGAGCGGGGUUAUUAGAUCCCAAUCUGGGACACUUUUUAGGUAAUGCCUUUCAUUAAAGGAAUCCAAACAACUACCCAAAGACAAGUAUAAUUACCACCUUUUACAGGUGGGGAAGGUUAAGGACUACAACUCAGGUCUCCUGCCUCCCAGGCCACUGGAUUCUACCUGCUUUGUUUCCUCAGUGGGUCACCUUUAGCUAGAAGUGAUGGUGAAGCUAAGUUGAGGGCCCUGACUUCUUGUAUUUGGAAACCACCUUACGCAAUGCAUGAUUUAUAUGCCACCAGAGAAAGACAUACAGUCUGGAGUGAUGGACAGGGAGGGCUACUUACAUCUGCAGUGUGAAGUAGCAUCUUAUUCAUCUUCCUGUCACCUCCACUUGCAGACAGAAGGAUUAAUUUUGGAACUUUCAUAAACAGUAUUAUACUGAAAAGCUCUCAAACUUCAGCAAUUAGGCUAAAAACAA